UCCGUCCUGGAGAACCGGGAUGCUGCUCCGCUGAUGUCCUCCGGGAGAACCGCGGACUGUGUCGGUGAACUCGGUGGAAGAUCCGCUCAGCGCGGCGCGGGGAGCUGCGUGACCGGCCGAGGAGCCUCUGGAGGCGGACACAGCGCCACUCAUUCCGCGGCUGCGCUGUGACCUGCGGGGGGCGCUGUGACCUGCGGGGGGCGCUGUGACCUGCGGGGGGCGCUGCGGCACCAUGAGCGGCGCGGCGCUCGGCCUGGAGAUCGUCCUGGUCUUCUUCUUGGCUCUCUUCCUGCUGCAUCGCUACGGAGACUUCCGGAAGCAGCAGCGUAUGGUUCUGUUCGGCACGCUGCUGGCCUGGUACCUGUGCUUCCUCAUCGUCUUCAUCCUGCCGCUGGACGUCAGCACGACCAUCUACAGGCAGUGCAUCGAAGACCAUGAGGAACACCUUCCUGUGUCCACCGUCAGCCCGACCAACCGGACCGGGCCCGGUGGGCCCAACCCGCCCAACGCCAGCAUGGCUCCGACCAGAAGGACCGUCCCGUCGCCGUGCCACCGGCCCUGGAGCUUCAUCCCUGAAGGCAUCAUGCCCGUGUUCUGGAGGGUGGUGUACUGGACCUCUCAGUGCCUCACCUGGCUGCUGCUGCCCUUCAUGCAGUCGUACGCUCGCUCUGGAGGGUUCUCCAUCACCGGGAAGAUCAAGACGGCGCUCAUCGAGAACGCCAUCUACUACGGCACCUACCUGCUGAUCUUCGGCUCGCUGCUCAUCUACGUGGCGGUUCAUCCCGACUGGCCUCUGUCCCACCUGUCCUGGUACGAGCUGCAGACCAUCGGCAUCACGGCGGCCAACACGUGGGGCCUGUUCCUGCUGGUGCUGCUGCUGGGCUACGGCCUGGUGGAAAUCCCGCGCUCCUACUGGAACGCCUCGCGCCACGGACACCUGCUGAUGAAGACCUACUUCAAGGCCUCCAAGCUGAUGACGGAGAAGGCGGACGCCGAGGAGAACCUGGAGGACGUGAUGGAGGAGGUGAGGAAGGUCAGCGAGUCCAUCAAGUAUAACCAUCCGCUCAGGAAAUGCAUCGACACCAUCCUGAGGAAGUGUCCCGUGGACUACCAGGAGAAGAUGGGUCGGAACAUGGACGACUACGAAGACUUUGACGACAAGCAGAACUCGUACCCGACCGAGAAGAGUCUGGUCAAGCUGCACAAGCAGGUGAUCUACGCCGUGCAGAGGCACAACCGGACCCGGGUCCAGUGGCAGAUCCUGCUGCAGCAGGCCGUCCACCUGGAGGACGUGGCCAAGAACGAGACCAGUCUGAGCCACCAGUUCGUCCACAGCUUCCAGUCCGCCGAGCCGCCGGGCCGCUUCAGCCGCUACGUCUACACGCCGACCGUAGAGUGGUACUGGGAAUGCCUCCUGAAGUGCUGGUUCUACCGGCUGGUGUCGGUGGUUCUGACCCUGUUCAGCGUGGCCGUGGUCUGGUCCGAGUGCACGUUCUUCAGCACCCGACCCGUUCUGUCGCUGUUCGCCGUCUUCAUCCAGCUGGCAGAGAGAGACUACAACUACCUGUACAUCGAGAUGGCGUGCUUCAUCACCAUCUUCUUCCUCUGCACCUGCGUUUACUCCACCGUGUUCCGGGUCCGAGUCUUUAACUAUUACUACCUGGCCUCCCACCACCAGACCGACGCCUACAGCCUGCAGUUCAGCGGCAUGCUGUUCUGCCGUCUCACUCCUCCUCUCUGCCUGAACUUCCUGGGUCUGAUCCAUAUGGACUCGGCCAUCUCCCACCAGCAGAAGCUGCCCACGGCCUACACCUCGAUCAUGGGCUCGAUGCGCGUUCUGUCUUUCAUCGCCAACGGCUUCUACAUCUACUACCCCAUGCUGAUCGUCAUCCUCUGCAUCGCCACCUACUUCAGUCUAGGAACGCGCUGCCUGAACCUCCUGGGCUUUCAGCAGUUCAUGGACGACAGCGAGAUGACCUCUGACCUCAUCGACGAGGGAAAGGAGCUGAUCCGACGCGAGAGGAGGAAGAGGCAGCGGAUCGAAGACGGAGAGAACCGACGGAGAGAGUGGAAGGAGCGCUACGGCAACCAGAGGGAGGACUUGGCUCCGAGGAACCGGAGCAGCCACGAGAUGAAGGAGACCAAUUACUCCGAGUCCAGCAGGGACAGACAGGUGAAGUAUUCUCGCUCUGCCGGCCGGGCGGAGAGGGACCGCGUCGAGCUGCUGCAGGACGCCGAACCGCUGGACUUCAACGCCGACGCCCUGACAGACGACGGCCUGGAGGCCGAGGCCGGCAGGCAUGCAGGCGGACGCUAUCUCUCCAUGUCUUCGUCUCGGAAUCGGAUAUUUGACGACGUUUAGUGUCUCGGCUGCAGCUUCGCUCCCGCCAUGCAUGCUACCGACCAGCGCGUCUGACCUCUGACCCCCAGGUCAGAGGUCAGCAAUCUGAAGGAUUUUUCUGGUUAUGUGUGAAUGAUGAACCUUCAUCCGGCACUGAUGAAGGUCAUAUUGUACUUUAUUUAUAUUUUAUUUUGUCCCCCAUGUCGGUGUUGUCAGUUAAUUUCGUAGUGAAAUCCUGAAUGAUUAUAAAUAUUAUAAAUAAUUAUAAAUAAUUUGCACUGACCUGAAAUGUCUGAACUGCUGACUGGAAUCACUGCUUGUCACAUUAAACAGUAACUGGAAGGAUUUUGUUGUUUUAAUGUGGAAAAACUAAAGUUUGGAGGCAUUUAAAGAACAUCAGUGUUUCUGCUGGUUUCAAUAAUUUAUCAAUUCAAAAUCAAUCGCCCUCCUCACUGGCAGCUUCUUCCAUUCACCUCACCUGAAGUUCAGGUAAAACUAAAACUUGGCGCUGAUUUCAGAAGUCUGUACAACACCUGGUUAACUCUAAAACCUGAGUUUUAUUUCAGUCUUGCUGCUUUGUUCAUUCGUUUGUAGCCUGGGAAUAAAACGGGCCGAUCACUCGGCCCUGAGGGACUCCAGGUUCCUGCUCUAAACAUGAAGACACUGCAGAGUAAGAACUGAUUGCAUCUGCUUCAGGAAUUACAAACAGAACGACGCUGAUGAAGGAAAAUUGAUUCAUCACUGUUGUGGAUAAAUGUGUAUAUUAUGUGUUUUUGUAUUCUCUGGGUAAAUUGAUCGUGUGACUUUGUAUUUGCGGCUCCAGCUCCUGGUUUUCCUGGUUUUCCUGGUUUUCCUGGUUUUCCUGGUGAUGUGAAGUCUGGACUGUUUCUCACUUUGGUCUCUGAAGCUUCAGUUGUAAACGCAAAUGUUCAGUUUCCUCUGCUAAGCGUGAAAAUAAAAACUGGUUCAUGCUGAAAAGACGCA
Messenger RNA from Xiphophorus hellerii (green swordtail), 3325 nucleotides. RefSeq names its product LMBR1 domain containing 2b (gene lmbrd2b). Bases 233 to 2362 code for a protein of 709 amino acids. The record is from RefSeq and is a predicted model, not a curated record. Gene Ontology annotation, biological process: adrenergic receptor signaling pathway. NCBI's taxonomy places the organism in Eukaryota, Metazoa, Chordata, Actinopteri, Cyprinodontiformes, Poeciliidae. Gene Ontology annotation, cellular component: membrane. The transcript has 18 exons.